This is a messenger RNA of Coregonus clupeaformis (lake whitefish), 3432 nucleotides long. RefSeq names its product ankyrin repeat and EF-hand domain-containing protein 1. NCBI's taxonomy places the organism in Eukaryota, Metazoa, Chordata, Actinopteri, Salmoniformes, Salmonidae. The record is from RefSeq and is a predicted model, not a curated record. The transcript has 12 exons. Gene Ontology annotation, molecular function: calcium ion binding; protein binding. The coding region runs from base 199 to 2550 and encodes 783 amino acids.
UGUCACUAGUGAUUUGUUAUGAAGUUAGGUACCGUGGUCCACAGCGUAGAGUCACCAUGUUGCUGAAUAGAAUGGUGGUAUUUGGACUCUUUUGUCUGGGGAUACUGUAGAGAGGCAGUGAUUCGAAGGCACUGAAUUUGGCAGGCACUCUCUUCUCCUCUCCCCUGCCCAUUCUCUCUCCCUCCCCAGACUGCCACCAUGACCCAGAGUGGAGGUGUGAACGUGCGCAGCGCGGUGGCCGAGGAUCGUCUGGAGGUGCUGCAGGUGUACCGUCUGCUGCAGUGCGUACGCGAGGGAGACACGCCCCCGAUAGAGAAGAUGGUGCGUCUGGGCGUGCCCAACCUCAUCAACCUGACCGAGCCCAACGAGGGGAACGCCGCCAUGCACCUGGCCUCAGUGGCCAACGACACCGACAUGGUGCGCUUCCUGCUCUCACAGGGUGCACACCCUAACAUCCAGGACAAGAAGGGGCGUACGCCCGUCAUUCUGGCAGCUCAGCUGGGCCACGACAACAUGGUCGCCCUGCUGGCCAAGAACCACGCCAACAUGGACGUGGUCGACACCGAGGGCAAAGGCACACUGUUCUACUGUAUCUCUCCCACCAAGCGUCACAUGCGCUGCCUGCAGGUGGCGCUCAACAGCAAGGCCAACGUCAACAACGUGUCCACAGCUGGGACGCCCAUCUUCCUGAUGGCCUGCGAGCGCGCCCACGACUGUGAGAACAUGUGCAUCAGCAUCCUGGAGAGAGGGGCCGACCCCAAUGCCACCAAUGAGGCGUCUGGUCGUUCGGCCCUGAUGGAGGCAGCCAGGGCGGGGGCAGUGGAGCUGGUCAGGGCCAUCCUCCAGAAAGGGGGGAACCCCAAUGCCGUGGACAAGAAAAGGAUGCACGCUGCCCACCUCGCUGCAGAGGGGGGCUUCUUUGAGGUGAUAGUGGUGCUGUCUGCUUACUCUGCAGACUUGAGUGUGACUGCCACGGAUGGGAACACCCCCUUGCACUUGGCUGCAGCCGCAGGCUUCACUGACUGCUGCAGGUUCCUGGCUCAGAGAGGCUGCAACGCCAAGCUGAAGAACAUAGAGGGUUUGAUCCCCAGUCAGAUGGCCAAGAACAACAACCAGAAGCCAGCCAUGAAGGAGCUGAAGAAGGCUGAGCGUCUGGAGGUGAAGUUCUCCAAGCCCGGCGCCGUCAAUCCCAAUGAGCUGUGGGCGCUCACGCUGCACGACUGGUCCUGCGAGCACGAAGCGUCACUCCGCACCGCCAUGGAGAUCGCUGAGGAGGCCGUGGGUCCCGUAGAGACGGUUACCCGGGAGACGUUCGUGGCGGUGCUGCAGGAUCACCGGGCGCCAGUGGAUGACGAGAACCUCCAGAAGGUGAUUCUGGAGCACGACAAGAAGCGCGAGGGACUGAUCAACGUGACUGAUUUCUUCAAAGGGGUGCGUUACCUCCAGAAAACCUUCACUCUUCCCUCCUACGAGCCCAAGAAGAAGAAAGCCGGGAAAGGGGAAAGGGGGAAAAAGAAAGGCAAGUUCGUCCUUCCCAUGCCCAUCUGCAUUGUCCCUCCGGAGCUCAUCUGCCGGCGCCAGGACGGCGGCCCGCCACACUUCAUGGUGGAGAGCUACCAGCAGUUCACCGACACCAAGCGGUUCGACCGCGACCACCCGCCUGGCCACCCCAUUGAAGACGACUCAGCGUGGUACGUGGACGAGCCGGAGAAGAUCUAUAUCAACAUCAACUACUGUGUGAAGACCGGGGACCUGGAGUCUCUGAGCCUGGCCUUCAGUCAGGGGGUCCCUGUGGAUGUGAAGGACUGCUACUACAAGACGCCCCUGAUGACCGCCUGCAGGAGCGGGAACUAUGAGGUGGCCCGGUUCCUCAUCAGCCUGGGUGCUGAUGUGAACACGUGUGACCAGUUCAGUUGGACACCGCUGCACCACGCCUCCCAUGCAGGCCAGGUGGACAUCGUGGACCUCCUGGUGCAUUCUGGGUCAGUGGUGGACGCCGUGGCCAUGAACGGUGCCACGCCCCUUAUGAGGGCCAUCGAGAGCUGCAGACCGUGCUGUGUGGACUACCUCAUCAAGGCCGGGGCCAGGGUGCAGGCAGAGAACAAGAAAGAGAAGAAUUGUCUGGACAUUGCCAGAGCAUAUGGAGACAUCAGGAUAAGGGAUCUGGUCCAGGACAAGUUUGACAGCCUCCCCAAGUCCAAGGAGGGGAAGGGGAAAGGAGGAGCCAAACCCAAACCAGCCAAUCAAGCAGCUCCUAAAUCUGACUCUCUGUCGGCGACCACCUCUGAGACGGCGGUGAGGAAGUUUUCUCUGAAGGACAACAUCAUCUUCCUCAACACCCAGAUCACCAGCGGAGCUACCAACCUCCUCGACAUCAGCUUUGUGCCAAAAACAGUGUGGGGUAAGCAGCUAACCAGCAGCCAGCUGAUUGAGAGGAAGGAGGAGAGGAGGGACCGUCUGUCCUGCGAGGUGGACUAUGAGGACUUCAUGAUGCCUUUCAACCAGAACAUCAGGCAGAAGGCCCAGGAGCUGGGAGGCCUCGACAACUGAUAAAGACAGAGACAGAGGUAGUGUCCCAAAUGGUACCCUUUUCUUAUAAAUGGUGCACUACAUUUGACCAGGGCCCAAUGGGACACAAACAUAGUGUUUGUCAACAUAGUGCACUAAAUUGGAAAUAGGGUGCCAUUUCAGAUGCACGCAGAAAAGAGACAAAAAUAAACCAUGCGUGUCCAAUCGGUUUUGAUUCAACUAGCAGUCUUUUAUAAAGCCAGCAUGCCAUCAUAUUGUUACUGACAUACAGUACACAUAUACCAUAUUGUAGCGUUGUAACAUAAUGAUAGAAGCCAUAGUUCUCAGUUGUUUGUACUCUACAUCACAGGAGGUUAGUGGCACCUUCAUUAGGGAGGACGGGCUCGUGGUAAUGACUGGAGCGGAAUCAGUGGAAUGGUGUCAAACACAUGGUUUCAUUCCAUUUGCUCCGUUCCAGCCAUUAUUAUGAGCCGUCCUCCCCUCAGCAGCCUCCUGGGCUCUACAUGCUAUAAUAGAGGUUGAUAGUAGUUGAUAUGUGUUGAUAGUAAUUGAUAGUUUCUUGUCUUUAUUGGUUGUUUUAUUCAGAUAUCCAGUAGAUGAAAGCAAGAGGAUUUUUUAAUCUUUUCUAUUCCUUUACAAUCUCUUCUUUAUUGCAUUCAGGUCACAGUAAUUAUGUAUGUAUGUGUACCUGGCACUGUAAAUGUCCAUUGUUUGUUUACAGAAAGACUAACAAGCUAAAUAAACACAUCUCCAGGCCCGGGGUUCAUUGGCAACAUAUCUACUUCCUCAUGUGCUUAUACAACCUGUCCUCUCGCUGUGAGCACCACCUGUCCCUCACACACACACCCUCCCUUCCAGUAUCCCUCUCUCUCUCCAAGCCGGUAGUUCUAUACUAUCUAUUGC